Calidris pugnax (ruff) is the source of this 1325-nucleotide messenger RNA. RefSeq names its product transglutaminase 1 (gene TGM1). The annotation marks the transcript as partial. Lineage: Eukaryota; Metazoa; Chordata; Aves; Charadriiformes; Scolopacidae. The record is from RefSeq and is a predicted model, not a curated record. Gene Ontology annotation, molecular function: protein-glutamine gamma-glutamyltransferase activity. Gene Ontology annotation, biological process: peptide cross-linking. The transcript has 9 exons.
GUCUCCUGGCCCCCCGGGGGAUGGUGGUGGGCUCGCCGGGGGACCGGGUGGCCCACCACACGGGCGAGUUCGCCGCCCCCCGAGUGGUCCUGCGGCGGGGGCAGCCCUUCCGGCUCCGCCUCCUCCUGCCCCGCCCCUACGACCCCGAGGACGACGCCCUCUGCGUGGAGAUCACCCUCGGCCCCAACCCCCAGGUGGCCAAGGGCACCCACGUCCUCAUCCCAUUGGGCGAGAGCUCGGCCACCGGCUGGAAGGCGGAGCUGGAGGAGGAGGAAGGGGCGGAGCUUCCCGGCGGCCCCGCCCUCCUCCUGCGCGUCACCGCCCCGCCCGACGCUCCCAUUGGCCGCUACCGCCUCAGCCUCAAGACCCGCACCCGGGCGGGGGAAUACGCCGCCCCCUUCGACGACGCCAACGACUUCUUCCUCCUCUUCAACCCAUGGUGCCCCGGUGAGGGGGACCCCGUCAUGGUGUCCCGCGUGGUGUCCGCCAUGGUGAACUCGCUGGACGACCAGGGGGUGCUGGUGGGGAACUGGACGGGGGACUACGCCCAGGGCACCAACCCCUCGGCCUGGGCGGGCUCCGUCGACAUCCUGAGGGCCUUCCACCGCACCGGCCCCGUGCGCUACGGCCAGUGCUGGGUCUUCGCCGGCGUCGUCACCACUGUGCUGAGGUGCCUGGGCCUCCCCACCCGCACCGUCACCAACUACAACUCGGCCCACGACACCGACGUCUCCCUCACCACCGACAUCUACUUCGACGAGAACAUGAAGCCCCUCGAGCGCCUCAACACCGACUCCGUCUGGAACUUCCACGUGUGGAACGACUGCUGGAUGAAACGCCCCGACCUCCCCGACGGCUACGACGGGUGGCAAGUGGUGGACGCCACCCCCCAGGAGACCAGCAGCGGCCUCUUCUGCUGCGGGCCCUGCUCGGUGACGGCGGUGAAGAACGGGGAGGUCUUCCUCAAGUACGACACCCCCUUCGUCUUCGCCGAGGUGAACAGCGACAAGGUGUACUGGCAGCGGCAGCCGGGGGGGGGCUUCGCCGGCUCGGAGGAGGAACGCAAGGCCGUCUCCACCGCCACCUCCCACGGCUCCCGCCCCCGCAACCGGGGGGUCCCCUCGUCGGGGGAGGUGUCGGUGACGGUGGGGGCGGGGCCGGCGGUGGCGGGGGCGGAGCUGGAGCUGAGGGCGGUGCUACGCAACCAAGGGGUGGAGCCUCGCACCCUCCGCCUCCGAUUGGCCCUCGGCGCCGUCCGUUACACCGGGGUGGCCGGGCCACCCUUCCGGCAGGAGCAGCACCGACGAGCCGUACCCCCCGGCCAA